Messenger RNA from Manduca sexta (tobacco hornworm), 891 nucleotides. It is a transcript of the gene rho-5, whose product is annotated as leucine-rich repeat extensin-like protein 3. The record is from RefSeq and is a predicted model, not a curated record. The coding region runs from base 1 to 891 and encodes 296 amino acids. The transcript has 2 exons. Lineage: Eukaryota; Metazoa; Arthropoda; Insecta; Lepidoptera; Sphingidae.
AUGGCCGAGGAGUACGCGCGCUCCCCGUGCGAGCGCUUCCCCACGGCGGGGGCGUUCAGCGUGGCGCCGCCGGAGAGGCUCAGCCCGCCGCCGCCCGCGCCGCUGCCCGAUCGGUUCUCGGCGUCACCGCGGCGGGUGCGCCGGUGCGCGGAGGCGGAGCGCGCGCGCCGGCCGCGCUAUGUGCCGCCCGCUGCGCACGUGCCUGUCGAGCGGUAUGUGCCACGGCCGCCGGCGCCGUUGCGCCCGCCGCCGCCGGUUUACUGCGGGCUGGCGUGCCGGCCGCCGCCUCCGGCGCCGCGCAAGUGCUGCGGGCCCGCCUGUCGCGAGGAUAUCGGGGGCUCGCCGCCGCCGGCACGCUAUGUGGAGUACGUGGGUGCGGCGGCGGCGCGGCGCCUUGCCUGUACGCCGCCGCCGCCGCCGCCACCCGCGCUGCAGCUGCCCUGCGAGCCCCAAGAGCCGCCUUGCUGCAUGCAGGCUCGCAGGCGCCCUCAGCCUCCGCAUGAUUGGCGAUCAAGCGCAGGCCUGCUGGCGCCGCAGCUGGCAUGCCAGACAUCAACAUCAACAGCGGCGCCGACACAAUCCCACCAACCGCCGGCGUCACCACCUCGGAUCGUGUCUGCGCCACCACCUGCGCUUGCGCAACCGGUCCCUGAAUCCGUGCCCCAACCAGCGCACGAGGAAGGGGUUCGACUCCGGCGUGUCCAUACGGUCGCGGUCCGGGACUACCUUAAGAGAGAGACGCAAACGUUUUUUGGAGUCCAGAGGGAUAAUGAGAGGGAACAAAAGAAACUGUGGUAUGAAAGGCGGAGAAGGCACGCGGCGCGGGCGCUCGGCGACCUCCGGCUCGACCUGCCACCGGAUCAUCAUCCGGAUGAUGAUGAUAUUAGGUAA